Messenger RNA from Carassius auratus (goldfish), 4494 nucleotides. Its product is annotated as gastrula zinc finger protein XlCGF57.1. The transcript has 4 exons. The record is from RefSeq and is a predicted model, not a curated record. Gene Ontology annotation, molecular function: RNA polymerase II transcription regulatory region sequence-specific DNA binding; DNA-binding transcription factor activity, RNA polymerase II-specific. Bases 244 to 2124 code for a protein of 626 amino acids. Gene Ontology annotation, cellular component: nucleus. NCBI's taxonomy places the organism in Eukaryota, Metazoa, Chordata, Actinopteri, Cypriniformes, Cyprinidae. Gene Ontology annotation, biological process: regulation of transcription by RNA polymerase II.
CUGUAACAUAAGACAGUAUUACGAAUAUAAUGUAGAGUAAAAAAUAAUAAAGAAUAAGUAAUAAUGCAUAUUCCAUAUAAAUGAAUAUGAAAAAUAAAACAAUAAUACGUUUUGUCAAACGUAAUGUAGUAAUAGCUGUAUUGCUAAUAAACUCCAGUCCAGUCAGGGGCAGCAGUGAGCACAAGUGCUUCAUUACUCAAUACAAGAGAACAGCAACGAACACUGGAGUGGCUUUGAAAAUAUAUGAUUUCGGUCACCAAAAACAGUAAUAAGACAAUAAUGUCGUCUCUGGAGUCUGAGGUUGUGUCUGUUCUGGAGAUACUUGUAAAGACAACGGUAAAUGAAAUGGCGAAAGUCAUGGAGUUCUCAGGCAUAACGUUACUCCCACAAACUCACGACAAGUGUGUCACCCUGGACUUUAAGACACAGCUGAACUCUGUGUUGGAACGUAAUGCAAAGGAAGCCGUGGAGAAAAUAUGCCAGCUUUUCUCUGCCCUUCUGCAAAAAGAAAUGAGUCCAAGAGCACAGGAUGAGUUGAAAACAAGACUGAAGCAAGCUGAGAAGCAGCACAAGACUCUACAAGGAGAGACUAAUCUAAGUGACAGUUGUCUUCAAAGAAGACAGUCCCCUGACCAUCUUACUCUAGUCUCUGCGGAGAACAUCGCCAUUGUUGUGAGCUUGGGACAAGAGAAGAUAGUAGAGACUGACCAUGAUGAAACACACACUAAAACACAGAAGACGGCAGUCAUUAGGGCAGAAAAGUCAGCGGAUUGUUCAGAAAACAGCAAGCAUCUUCAGUUCGUGGUGUUGCAGGACUAUGAUGCUGAGGACAUCAGCUGCACCGAAAUAAACAAUACUAAAAACUCCUCUGGGACUCAAGAUGAUGCAAAAUCAUCUAGAAGUUUGAGUGUGUCAAAAAGCAGAGGUGUGCGGGUGAGCCGGCAGAAGAAAGGUAAAACACUCAGCUGUAAACAAUGUAGGAGGAAAUUUGACUCGGUUGUUCUGUUGAGAGCUCAUAAGGUCGUUCAUGUGGCGGCAGAGAAACCCUUUAGCUGCUCGCAGUGUGGUCGGCGUUUUGGAAGUAAAGGCAGUUUAGAUGUACACCACCAGCUUCAUAACGACAAGAGCCCUUAUGUUUGCAAUCAAUGCGGCAAGACCUUCACCGAACACAAACAGCUGAAGGGUCACCAGAGGAUUCAUAACGAAGACAAGACUUUCACGUGUCAAAUUUGUGGGAAGUCUUUUAAUCAAGCUUACUGUCUCAAGAAGCACCUGGUCGUGCAUUCGGGAGAGAAGCUGCAUAAAUGUGACCAAUGUGAGAAGAGCUUCAACUUUCGCAACAACCUACUUCGCCACAAGAGAAUCCAUACAGGCGAGAAGCCGUUCACCUGCCAGACGUGCGGACGAAGUUUCAACCAGCUCGACUCGCUGAAGGCACACCGUCUGACUCACACCCGCGAGAAACCACACAAAUGCAAAAUGUGCAAUCAGGGGUUUGUCCAGAAGUAUCUACUCCGGCUGCAUGAGGGAAAGUACGCAGGACAAAACGGACACCCCUGUUGUGUAUGCGGGAUAGUCUUGGGUUGCUUAAACGCCCUAAAAAUGCAUCUGCCGAUUCACGAGGGACAGUUGCCGGUCAGUUGUACAGUGUGCAGCGAGACCCUUAGUUCUGUCAACACCUUGAAAACUCACCAACACAAACACUCUGUGACUAACAAACACAGCUGUUGUUUGUGCGGAAAGACCUUUAAGAGUGUGGCCGGUGUGAAAACUCACGAAAGGAUUCAUACGGGAGAAAAGCCUUUUAUCUGUUCUGUGUGCGGGAAGACAUUUCGGCAGCAGAACUGCCUUAAGGCUCACCUGACCUUACAUAGCGGUGAAAAACCUUUUAGUUGUGACGCAUGCGAGAAAGGUUUUUCCACCUUGGGAAACCUCCGUCGACAUCAGCGCAUACACACCGGAGAAAAGCCAUUCAAAUGCGCCGAGUGCGGGCGGGAAUUUAACCAGUCGAAUUCGCUCAAAGCUCACAUGCAUAUUCAUACAGGAGAGAAGCAGUAUGUGUGUGACAAGUGCGGGAAGAGUUUUGCUUAUCUCCGAAAUCUGAGGUCUCAUAAAUGUGUAUAAAUUUAAAGGGAUCAUUCACCUGAAAAAAAAAAUUCUGUCAUCGUUUUACUCUUGAUAUGGUAAACACCUUUGAAGUAUACUGACUUUUAUUGUAUUGACAAAAAAAGCCAUUUCUAAACGUAUCUUCUUUUGUGUUCUAACAAAAAUGUGUAAAUGAAUAAAUGAUGGCAGAAUUGACACUUUUGGGGGAACUUUCCCUUUAAGUUAAAAGACAAGGUCAUAUGUGUCUUAAUUUCCAUAUGCUGAUUUCUACAAUUAGAUUUCAGUGUAAAGGAUCCCUUAAAGAGGUCAUAUGACGUUGCUAAAAAGAACAUUAUGUUGUGUAUUUGGUGUAAUGCAAUGUGUUUAUGCGGUUUAAGGUUAGAAAAUCGCAUUAUUUUCUGCAUAAUGUACAUAAAUGUUGCUCCACUAUGCCCCACAUCAUAUGACCUCUUUAAACAUCUGUUUAGUGUACAGAUGAUCUUUAAAUUUAUAUUAAAUGAUCUGUUAAUACUUUGACAAACAAAUCAGUCAACAUAUUAUUUAGUAAUCUAGUCUUUUAAUAUCUAUUUAAAUGAUAUUAUCCUCUUUUUUCCUUUUGUUCCUUUGUAGGGCUGUUAGUUUGAUUUUAUUGCUCAAAAAAAGCAAAAUGAAAAAAAUAAAAAACAACUGUAAUAAGAUUGUGGUUUGUGAUCUUGUUCUGAUCAAAUCAGAACAUCCAGUCAAAGCAAUGUUUCUUCUCAAGGAUUCAGUUCAUAUUGAGGUCAAUCUUAAAGGGAUAGCUUACCCAAAUUCUGCCAUCAUUUACUCACGCACUUUUUUUUUUUCUUCUGAGGAACACAAACAGCUUCUUUUUUUUAUUUUUUUUAUAAUCCAUCUCUGUAAGUCCAUAUAAUGUAAGUGCUUGUAAGUGCUCCCUUAAAGUUGACUACACAAAAUGAACAUAAAAAAGCAAUCCAUAUGACCCCAGAUGUUAAAAUAAUGUCUUAUAAGAAAAAAUAUGAUAUAAAUAUUUGUGUGAGAAUUACCAUAAACCAUUACUUCCAGCCAACUGUCAUAUUUGCAUUCAUAAGUUCGAAGUUAACUCUCAGAGGGAUUGGCAUGGUAAUGUUAAUGGCAAUGUUAAUGUAUUUGGUCUUGGCAGAAUAGAUCUGUAUACGCUGCUGCUGCUGCAGCAGAGCAAGUACAGAGACCUGCUACUGCCAAUACAUUCACAACAUGCUGCUGUGAGCAUGUAAGAAAUAUUGCUGCUGAAAAUAUAACUCACAUGAAAUAAACCCCAUACAGCAUACAUGAAUCACCUUGUAGUAGAUCUAUACAGGUGGAGCUGGGGAAGAUGGAGGGUUUCUGAAGCAAGCUGCAACUGCUACAGUAAGCCCUAGUUAUCUAUUUGAAUGCUGAGCAGCGAGCUCACUGGCUACCGAUAUAGGAAAGAACCAUUCAGCUGUGCCAUGAGAUGAUGCCAUUAGGUCAGAUUGAGUUAGACCUAUCGGACUGCGCCAUCUAGAGUUUCAUGCCAGAACUCUGUAUUUAGCAUGUUGUAAAUCUCCUGCGAGAAGUGACUCACAAUCCUCUGUGCUUCCACAUCAUUUCUCAUGUGAGCUUCAAUUUCAAUUCUUUUCCUGUGAAUUUUAAUUUAUGUUUAAUUAUUCCACUCUAUUUUAUUGUUAGGCUGAUGAUACAUGGGUCAACUUUUUGAGCAAUGUUGCCAGGCAACUUUGGUUAGUAUUGCUGUCAAUGGACAACCAGGUGAAACACAUAGAUCAUGAUCAAUCUAGUAGCCAGAUAGAAAUGUGUUACCCAUUCUCAGUGGGUAAAGUGUCCAAGAAACAUUGCUCAAAAAAAGUUUCAAAAAUUGCUUAAAAAGUAGCCCCAUGUAUCAUCAGACUAAGUGUCCACAUUCAUUGAAAAUCUUCUGCAUUUAUUUCAGAGACAACAAAAUCUAGUAAAAUAUAAUUUUGAUGUAGAUGUUUCAAGGAUUUUUUUCUUCCUCCACUCUUCCUGAAUAGACGAUUCAUCUUCCAGUAAAGCCAGCCUCUACAUAAGUACCAUGAUUGAAUACUUUUAAAACUCUAUUCCUGGAACAUUAUAGUGAUUAAACUAUCGAAAAGGGCUGGCUAAAUUUGAUCAUUAUAAAUAUUAAUAAAUAUCCUUUUGUCAGUUUUUAGUUAUUAUUGACAAGCUAGGCCAGUAAAAUGAAGAAGUGCACAGAAAAUGUAAUCAGAACUAGUUUUGCAGAAAAUUAACCGCAGUUUGCGUCCGGUCGUACAUCCUUGUUUAGAGACCUAUAUAAAUUUCUUAGAAACACUCAGAUAUGAGUGAAUGCAAGUGAAUCUUCUCUGGGUUCUGAAAUGAGUAAGAGGAAAUUCCCUCUAGCAGCGUCAGCAUGUU